UAGAGAAGUUUGACAAAAAUUGCUCAUUCUCUUCACUACUGUCUCGUAAACAGAUUCACAACUCAAAAAGUACGCAAAAAUCAAUGAUCAAUCUGAAUCUCUCUCUCUAACUAUCUUCUCAUGGUGGAGUACUGUGUCACCUGAAACAAGAGAGAGAGAGAGCUUCGUAUUGAACACAGCUUGUUUUCUCCAUGGGGAGAAACUCUCUUUCUCUCGAGAUCCAUCAUGACAAUAACGGCGCGGGGAAUCACAACAACAACGUCUCCGUGCGAGACCGUCUCCGUCUCAAGAGGAAUCCAACCGACAUGCGAGAUCGAUCUCGGUCCUCCCUGCGUAGUACCAGGCCUCCUCACCACCACGUUCCCCCACGAUCGCUGAACCGCAAGGGCUUCCUCCUCUCGCUGCUCAAGCCGCGCGGCACGUGUUUGCUCUACUCUCUCGUCGCGUUCGCGGUUUGCGCCUUCGUAGCGUCCUCGCUGCUGCUUCAGAGUUCGAUUACGCGGCAAGGGAGUGCGAAGGGAGGGAGCGUGGGAAGGCGGAUUGGAUUGGGGAGUGCGUUGAAGUAUGUCCCUGGAAGAGUUGCGAAGAAGUUGAUCGAAGGAGAAGGGAUUCAUUCCUUGCGGUCGGAGGUUCGAAUAGGCGUUCGUCCCCCGAGGCUUGCUCUCAUACUAGGGAAUAUGAGGAAAGAUCCCCGGACACUAGUGUUGAUCACGGUGGUGAAGAAUCUUCAAAAACUGGGUUAUGUGUUUCAGGUUUUUGCCGUAGAGAAUGGUGAAGCACGUCCAUUGUGGGAACAGUUAGCUGGCCACGUUAAAGUUUUGGUUUCAGGGCAGCUGGGGUACGCUGAUUGGACAGUCUUUGAAGGUGUUAUUGCUGAUUCGCUUGAAGCGAAAGAAGCCAUUUCAAGUCUCAUGCAGGAGCCGUUUCGUUCAGUACCACUUAUAUGGAUAGUUCAUGAAGAUAUUCUUGCAAAUCGGUUGCCUGUUUACCAAAAGAUGGGCCAAAAUUCUCUAAUCUCCCACUGGAGAAGUGCUUUUGCGAGAGCAAGUGCAGUUGUCUUUCCACAGUUUACUCUGCCGAUGUUGCACAGCGUUCUUGAUGAUGGGAACUUCGUUGUGAUUCCGGAAUCAGUAGUAGAUGUUUGGGCUGCUGAAAGGUACAGUGAAACCCACGCAAAGCAAACGCUGAGGGAGAGUAACGGUUUUGGCGAAGAUGACCUGAUCAUCGUGGUGCUUGGGAGCUCCCUCUUUUAUGAUGAUUUUUCUUGGGAUAACGCCGUGGCAGUGCACAUGCUGGGACCACUUUUAACACGAUAUGGGAGGAGAAAAGAGACCGGUGGUCCCUUUAAGUUUAUAUUUCUAUUUGGCAAUUCUACCAAUGCUGUACAGGAGGUUGCAUCGAGGCUUGGGCUGACCCAAGACACUGUUCAGCAUUUUGGUCUGAAUGAGGAUGUGAAUAGAGUUCUACUGGUGGCUGAUGUUCUUGUUUAUGCCUCUUACCAAGAGGAACAAAGUUUUCCCUCAUUGGUUGUGCGAGCUAUGAGCUUUGGCAUCCCUAUUGUAACACCUGACUUUCCCAUCAUGAAAAAAUAUGUGAGUACACCUGAAGUUUAUGCCUUUUUUUUCCGAAGAAACGACCCUGAUACACUGUUAAAGGCAUUCUCACCCUUGAUAUCAGAUGGAAGUCUCUCUAAAUUUGCUCAAACGGUUGCUUCUUCAGGAAGACUUUUAAUUAAGAACAUGAUGGCGACAGAGUGCAUAACUGGUUACGCUAGGCUUUUGGAGAACGUACUCCAUUUUCCGUCUGAUACUUUCUUGCCAGGUUCUGUUUCUCAACUUCAAGUGGCCGAGUGGGAGUGGAGUCUGUUCAGGAGAGUAAUAGAGGAGGCAGAAAGCUUACUCCAUGACUCUGCUUAUGGAUCCAUUGUUUUCCAAGUGGAAGAAAAGUUCACGAGUGUUGUUGAGUCAAAAAACACUGUUGACAACGAUACCAUAGUUCUUUCGGAUGAGCUUCCUUCCAAAUUAGACUGGGAUGUCCUUGAAGAGAUCGAGGGAGCUGAAGAGUACGAGAAACUAGAAUCUGAGGAGCUGGAGGACAGAAGCGAAAGAGAUGUUGAAGACUGGGAAGAGAUAUACCGUAACGCUCGCAAAUCCGAGAAGCUAAAAUUCGAGGUGAACGAGCGGGACGAAGGAGAGCUAGAACGAACUGGUCAGCCUCUAUGUGUAUAUGAGAUUUACAAUGGAGCUGGUGCUUGGCCCUUUCUGCAUCAUGGAUCUCUGUACCGUGGUUUGAGCCUGUCCAGCAAAGACCGAAGGCUAAGCUCGGACGAUGUAGAUGCAGCAGACAGGUUACCUCUACUGAACGAUACUUAUUAUCGAGAUAUUCUCUGUGAAAUUGGAGGAAUGUUUUCAGUUGCGAAUAAAGUGGAUAGCAUUCACAUGAGACCUUGGAUUGGGUUUCAGCCAUGGCGUUCUGCUGGUACGAAGGUCUCGUUAUCGUCUAAAGCUGAAGAGUCCCUGGAAAACAUUAUACAAAAGGAUACCAAGGGGGAGAUUGUUUACUUCUGGACAAGAUUAGACAUUGAUGGUGACGCACUUGGAAGUAAAAAUGCGCUUACGUUCUGGUCUAUGUGUGAUAUCCUUAACCGAGGAAAUUGCAGGACUACGUUCGAAGAGGCGUUCCGGCAUAUGUAUGGGUUACCAGAACACAUUGAAGCGCUUCCUCCCAUGCCUGAAGAUGGUCAUCACUGGUCUUCUCUCCACAACUGGGUGAUGCCAACUCCAUCUUUCCUCGAGUUUGUCAUGUUCUCAAGGAUGUUCUCGGAGUCUCUUGAUGCACUGCACAACGACUCCACAAGUUGCUCACUGGCUUCAUCACAGCUCGAGAGAAAGCAUUGUUACUGCCGGGUUCUGGAACUGUUGGUUAACGUCUGGGCGUAUCACAGCGGAAGAAAGAUGGUUUACAUAAACCCGAGAGACGGUUCACUCGAGGAACAACAUCCUUUGCCGCAACGGAAAGGUUUCAUGUGGGCUAAUUACUUUAACUUCGCUUUGUUGAAAAGCAUGGACGAGGACUUGGCAGAAGCAGCGGAUGAUAACGACCAUCCAAGGGAAAGGUGGCUGUGGCCACUAACGGGAGAAGUGCAUUGGAAAGGCGUUUACGAGAGAGAACGUGAAGAAAGAUAUCGUUUGAAAAUGGACAAGAAACGUAAAACUAAGGAGAAACUUUAUGAUAGGAUAAAAAAUGGUUACAAGCAGAAAUCACUUGGAGGAUGAAACACAGAGAGAGAUCUACUUUGGAAUGGAUUAACAACAACUCUGUCUCAGUCUCAACUUUCAAGAGGAAAGGAAAACACGUGAGAUUCACGUGGAGAUACCAUCGAAAGCAAAGAUUUACUUUUUAGCUACUGAUUUAGGUUUAUAUUUUUUAUAUAUCUUUUAUGGGUUUUUUGUAUAUACGCUACAAAAAAGCAAUUUUGAUAUUGAUAACUGCAUCAUUUCAUUCGUCUUUAUUAUGAUUACAAUUGGACCAGCCUUGGCCACU
Brassica oleracea var. oleracea is the source of this 3543-nucleotide messenger RNA. RefSeq lists its product as uncharacterized. Gene Ontology annotation, molecular function: glycosyltransferase activity. Lineage: Eukaryota; Viridiplantae; Streptophyta; Magnoliopsida; Brassicales; Brassicaceae. Bases 192 to 3275 code for a protein of 1027 amino acids. The record is from RefSeq and is a predicted model, not a curated record. The transcript is spliced from 14 exons.